Messenger RNA from Gracilinanus agilis (Agile Gracile Mouse Opossum), 2313 nucleotides. RefSeq names its product phosphodiesterase 6A (gene PDE6A). Gene Ontology annotation, molecular function: 3',5'-cyclic-nucleotide phosphodiesterase activity; protein binding. Gene Ontology annotation, biological process: signal transduction. The record is from RefSeq and is a predicted model, not a curated record. NCBI's taxonomy places the organism in Eukaryota, Metazoa, Chordata, Mammalia, Didelphimorphia, Didelphidae. The coding region runs from base 1 to 2313 and encodes 770 amino acids. The transcript is spliced from 19 exons.
AUGGGAGAAGUGACAGCCGCAGAAGUGGAAAAGUUCCUGGAUGCUAACGUUAGCUUUGCUAAACACUACUACAACCACCAGUUCAGGGCCAAAGUCAUCUCUGAGCUACUGGGUGCCAAGGAAGCAGCUGUUGAUUUUAGCCACUUCCACUCCUUGACCAGUGUGGAAGAGAGUGAAAUUGUUUUCGACCUCCUCCGAGAUUUCCAGGAGAACCUGCAAGCUGAGAAAUGUAUGUUCAACGUCAUGAAGAAGUUGUGUUUUCUCCUUCAGGCAGACCGAAUGAGUCUGUUCAUGUACCGGGCCCGGAAUGGCAUUGCAGAGCUUGCCACCAGGCUCUUCAAUGUCCAUAAAGAUGCAGUCUUGGAGGACUGCUUGGUGAUGCCUGACUCAGAGAUCGUCUUCCCCCUGGAUAUGGGUGUGGUGGGCCACACUGCACAUGCAAAAAAAAUUGUGAACGUCCCCAAUACAGAAGAGGAUGAGCACUUUUGUGACUUUGUUGAUGAUCUCACGGAAUACAAGACCAAGAGCAUUUUGGCUUCCCCAAUAAUGAAUGGAAAAGAUGUUGUAUCUGUAAUUAUGGCUGUGAACAAAGUGGAUGGAUCAUGUUUUACCAAGAGAGACGAAGAGAUUCUAACGAAGUAUCUUAAUUUUGCAAAUCUGAUCAUGAAGGUGUUCCAUCUGAGCUACCUUCACAACUGUGAAACUCGCCGGGGCCAGAUACUCUUGUGGUCUGGGAGCAAAGUGUUUGAAGAACUUACAGACAUCGAGAGACAGUUCCACAAAGCCCUUUACACAGUCCGUGCCUUUCUCAACUGUGAUAGAUACUCUGUGGGGCUCUUGGACAUGACCAAGCAAAAGGAAUUUUUUGACGUCUGGCCAGUGUUGAUGGGAGAAGCUCCACCCUACUCAGGACCCAGGACACCAGAUGGAAGGGAAAUCAACUUUUAUAAAGUCAUCGACUAUAUCCUCCAUGGGAAAGAGGACAUAAAAGUAAUCCCGAAUCCUACUCCUGACCACUGGGCUCUGGUUAGUGGUCUCCCAACAUAUGUUGCCCAGAAUGGCCUGAUUUGCAAUAUCAUGAAUGCCUCUUCAGAAGACUUUUUUGAUUUCCAGAAAGAACCUCUCGACGAAUCCGGAUGGAUGAUUAAAAAUGUCCUCUCGAUGCCUAUAGUCAACAAGAAGGAAGAAAUUGUUGGAGUGGCUACAUUUUAUAAUCGAAAAGAUGGCAAACCCUUCGAUGAAAUGGAUGAGACACUCAUGGAGUCUUUAACCCAGUUCCUUGGCUGGUCUGUUCUAAACCCUGAUACCUAUGAAUCAAUGAACAAGCUGGAAAACAGAAAGGAUGUGUUCCAGGAUAUGGUCAAAUAUCACGUGAAGUGUGACAAUGAGGAAAUACAAGAAAUACUGAAAACUAGAGAAGUGUAUGGGAGAGAGCCCUGGGACUGUGAAGAAGAUGAGUUAUUUGAAAUUCUAACUGGGAAGCUGAAACGGUACUUCACAGAUCUGGAGGCCUUGGCCAUGGUGACUGCUGCUUUCUGCCAUGACAUUGAUCACAGAGGCACCAAUAAUCUCUACCAGAUGAAAUCCCAGAAUCCACUGGCCAAACUCCAUGGAUCCUCUAUCUUGGAAAGACAUCAUUUGGAAUUUGGCAAAACACUGCUGAGGGAUGAGAAUCUAAACAUCUUCCAGAACCUUAAUCGAAGACAGCAUGAACAUGCCAUUCACAUGAUGGAUAUUGCAAUCAUUGCUACUGAUCUUGCCCUUUAUUUCAAAAAAAGGGCAAUGUUCCAAAAGAUUGUGGAUCAGUCUAAGACUUAUGAAACUGAACAGGAGUGGACCCAAUACAUGAUGUUGGAACAGACACGGAAGGAAAUUGUCAUGGCAAUGAUGAUGACGGCCUGUGACUUGUCUGCCAUAACCAAGCCCUGGGAAGUUCAGAGCAAGGUGGCUCUUCUGGUGGCUGCUGAAUUCUGGGAACAAGGAGACUUGGAGAGAAGUGUGCUCCAGCAGAACCCUAUUUUUGGAGUAUGUUACCAGCCUGCUUGCCGCUCCUUUGUCCUAGGUGAUAAGAGACCUCAUCUUCUCUUCCAGGAGUUUUCCCGGUUUCAUGAGCAGAUCACUCCCAUGCUGGAUGGCAUCACCAAUAACAGGAAGGAGUGGAAGGCAUUGGCUGAUGAAUAUGAUGCCAAGAUGAAAGCUCUGGAAGAAGAGAAGCAGAAAAAAGCAGAGGCCAAGCAAGCAGCUGCUGGACAUCAAGGAAAGCCUGUGGCUGGAGAAGGAGGCGCACAGUCCAAGUCCUGCUCUAUUCAGUAG